Messenger RNA from Silurus meridionalis, 3481 nucleotides. RefSeq names its product SH3KBP1 binding protein 1 (gene shkbp1). NCBI's taxonomy places the organism in Eukaryota, Metazoa, Chordata, Actinopteri, Siluriformes, Siluridae. Gene Ontology annotation, molecular function: protein binding. Gene Ontology annotation, biological process: protein homooligomerization. The record is from RefSeq and is a predicted model, not a curated record. Bases 162 to 2567 code for a protein of 801 amino acids. The transcript is spliced from 18 exons.
AAAUAAAACCGGAAGUUAUUUCCUGGGGCGUUUGAUAGAUGGCCGGAGUUAUUCUUUAGAAAGCUUAGCUUUUUGUAUUUGUGUUUUGUUUUUGCUAUGAAGAACCGAUAAUUUGUACGACAUUGUUAUAAACAUGCCUUUGCUCUGAUCUGGACGAUGUCAUGGCGCGUGUUGCUGGAGAUAUUAUUCAUUUAAACGUGGGAGGAAAGAGGUUCAGUACCUCCAGGCAGACUUUAACAUGGGUACCUGACACCUUUUUCUCAAGCCUCCUGAGUGGCCGGAUCUCCACCUUAAAAGAUGAAACCGGAGCGAUUUUCAUUGAUCGCGAUCCUUCACUUUUCGCUCCAAUUCUGAAUUUCCUGCGCACUAAAGAGCUUCAUCCAAGGUCUAUCGAUGUGAGUUUACUGAUGCAUGAAGCUGAGUAUUAUGGAAUCACACCAUUAGUGCGUAAGCUGCAGCUGUGUGAUGAACUAGAUCGCUCAUCAUGUGGCUCAGUGCUGUUUAAUGGCUAUCUGCCUCCGCCAGUGUAUCCUGUAAAGCGCAGGAACAGGCACAGCGUUGCCGGGACUCAGUUCAUGACUGGACGAGCCAUCCCACUGGAAAGAGCCAUGGUUCGUCGUAGCAACACAAUGCCACCCAACCUGGGCAACUCAGGCAUGCUGGCAAAAACUAGUGCAACAGAAGAGAAAAUGUCAGGUCCGGGUGCAGAUCCAGGAAUGGUUCGGAUCAUAUGUGGGCAUCACAACUGGAUUGCAGUGGCUUAUGCACAGUUUGUGGUGUGUUACAGGGUUAAGGAGUCGACAGGUUGGCAGCAAGUGUUUUCGAGCCCCAGAUUGGACUGGAUCAUUGAUCGGGUCGCACUCAAUGCGAAAGUCAUGGGCGGGUCACUAGCAGACAACGACAAGAUGGUUGCGGUGGCGUCUGGUACAGAAAUCAUAUUAUGGGCAGUCUGCGCUGAUGGAAAUGGAAAUGAGAUUGGUGUCUUUAGCUUAAGUGUGCCAGUGGAGGCUCUGUUCUUUGUAGGGAAUCAGCUCAUCGCCACAAGCCAUACUGGGAAAGUGGGUGUGUGGAACGCUGUAACCAAACACUGGCAGAAUCAGGAUGUGGUUCCCAUAAACAGUUAUGACACAGCAGGCUCCUUUCUUAUCCUUGGCUGUAAUAACGGCUCUAUUUACUACAUCGAUGUACAAAAGUUUCCAUUAAGGAUGAAGGAUAAUGAUUUACUGGUGACUGAGUUGUACCGAGAUCCCAGCGAAGAUGCCAUCACAGCACUUAGCGUCUAUUGUACACCAAAAACGAGUGACAGUGGGAACUGGAUCGAAAUUGCAUAUGGCACCAGCUCAGGAGCUGUGCGUGUGAUUGUUCAGCACCCCGAAACCGUUGGCUCGGGGCCGCAACUCUUUCAGACAUUCAGUGUUCAUCGGAGUCCUGUUACUAAAAUAAUGUUGUCGGAGAAACACCUUAUCUCAGUGUGUGCAGAUAAUAACCAUGUGCGCACCUGGACUGUAACACGGUUCAGAGGAAUGAUCUCCACUCAACCAGGCUCCACCCCCCUUAGCUCAUUCAAAAUCCUCUCACUGGAUGAUCUUGAUGGACAUGCAGGUUGCAGUGCUGGCACUGAGAUAGGUCCAUAUGGAGAGAGAGACGAGCAGCAAGUGUUUAUCCAGCGUGUCGUUCCCGACACUGAUAAGCUUUACGUACGUCUAUCCUCUAAUGGCAAAAGGGUGUGUGAGGUGCGCUCUGUGGAUGGGACCCCAAUUACAGCUUUCGUGGUUCACGAGUGUGAGGGGUCCAGCCGCAUCGGGUCACGGCCACGCCGCUUCCUGUUCAGUGGCCAUGGCAACGGUAGCAUUCAGAUGUGGGACCUCACAACAGCCAUGGAGAUUGCAGCAAAGGUGGACAUAAAAGCACUUGGAGGUCCCACUGAGGAGGAGCUGUUGGAGUUGUUGGAUCAGUGUGACUUGGCACUGACCAGAACACCAGACAUGAGUCCUGCUGCCUCGCUCACACACUCUUCUCGCAACUCUACCUGCAGUCUGCAGUCCCAGUCGAAUGAGAGUGCCCGUGUUGGUCCUCCUGGCGCUCGUGGUGCCACUCUUCCACGACCUCAGCAGGCUUUCUUAAGAAUGCGUGAUAUUCCUCCCCAUCUCGGUGUCAGCAUGAGCUCUCUCAGCAGCAACACGGGCGAACGGGAAAAGGACCGGCACCAGGAACGAGAAAGAGACAGGGAUGGUCUUUUUGCCCCUCGGAGAGGCAGUUUUGUAGAGCGAUGUCAGGAACGAGCCAAGAUCUCAGACUUUGCGGGAACAGAAGCUCGGCUCGGCCUCAGACCACAUUUAUCAUCAUCUGCGUCCAGGUGGCCUUCCCCUGCUGUCCCGUGCCAUGCCUCUUCAUCAAAUCUGAGCACAAACAGAUCACAGACACCCAUAUCUCCACGACGGGGACAGACUUUGCUUGUAGGUGAAACCACACCCCCUGAUGCAGGGCCUAAAGCAGAAAGCCCCAAAAGCCCCUCUUCCCCACCACCCACCAGUCCCAAGCCACAUAUGAAUGAGACCAGCUUCUAAUUGGCUGACUUAUGAAAAUACUGCUUAGUUAACAUCUUAGUGGACACACCCACUUGCACCUAUUGCUAACUGGACAUUUUUUCAUUCCCUUUUUUUUUCUCAAUCAUUUAUUUAUCUUUUCUUGAGAUAAGGUGUGUCCUUCAGGGCUGCAUUAAAGAAGUAUUGGAAACCUAGGUGUCCAGAUGCUUACGCUUCCAGGAAAUUUCUACUGUGUAAAUUUAAUACAGAGCUACUCAAGAGUAUUAUGUUAGAAUAUAUGGAAUGAUGUGUUAACCUAUGCAUUUUAACCUUCAGUCAGUUUUUUUCUUUUCUCUCUAUGCUAGCUAGUCUUAUGCUGAUAUUUUACAUCAUGGUUUGUGAUCUUACUGUAUGGUGUUUAAAAUAGGUGAAAUGAGUAGACAAAUCCCUAGGACAAGACUAAUAAGGGCUCCUCGAGGUUACUCAUAAAUACUGCCUGCUGACAGACACAAUCACACAUGCACAUUAUAUUUUUUACGUUUUAUUCACGGGUGUAAGCUUGUGAUGUUCUUUUAGAGAUUCAAUCACUGGCCUGAAAAUAUUGAAAGUUUUGUUCAUUUUGCUGUCUUUAUUUUAUUUUUUUUCUUCUUCACAUAAUCAUGUUGAAUAGUAUAAAACCCCUUAAAUUCCCAGCUUGUUAUUUUGGUCAUUCAUAUUAAAGUUCAUUACACAUCAAAUGAUAUUAAUUAUUAUAAUUAAAUUAAUUCUAAAAAUGAGAACGGUCACACAGUUGUGUUAGUGCUUAUUGUUUGUCUGACCUGUAGGUGCAUGUGCUGGGAAUUUAAUAGGUUUAAAUGUAGUAAAUAUUCAGUAUGCAUAAGUAUCCAUACAAUGUAUAAAUAUCUGUAUAUUCCACUUCAUGUCACAUCAAAGUCAAAUAAAUAUUGUACAACAAA